Poecilia latipinna (sailfin molly) is the source of this 1468-nucleotide messenger RNA. It is a transcript of the gene ywhaba, whose product is annotated as tyrosine 3-monooxygenase/tryptophan 5-monooxygenase activation protein, beta polypeptide a. Lineage: Eukaryota; Metazoa; Chordata; Actinopteri; Cyprinodontiformes; Poeciliidae. The transcript has 7 exons. The record is from RefSeq and is a predicted model, not a curated record. The coding region runs from base 133 to 867 and encodes 244 amino acids.
AGCGGAAGUGUCAGAGCAGGCGGAAGUGGUACUGCCCUGAAUAUCCCGAGCAGCAAGCGGAGGACGGCUUGAGAUACUCCCAUCGUUAAGAGAAUAAAAUCAGGAUCUCUAAUACGCUCAAACUCCUAAAAGAUGGAUAAGAACGACCUGGUGCAGAAAGCCAAGCUGGCAGAGCAGGCCGAGCGCUACGACGACAUGGCGGCUGCCAUGAAGGCUGUGACGGAGCAGGGCCAGGAGCUUAGCAACGAGGAGCGCAACCUGCUCUCCGUUGCCUAUAAGAACGUGGUGGGGGCCCGCCGUUCUUCCUGGCGCGUCAUCUCCAGCAUCGAGCAGAAGACGGAGGGGAACGAGAAGAAACAGCAGAUGGCCCGUGACUACCGCGUGAAGAUCGAGGGUGAACUCCAAGAAAUCUGCCACGACGUGCUGAACCUGCUCGACAAAUUCCUCAUUGCCAACGCAUCUCAGGCAGAGAGCAAGGUGUUCUACCUCAAAAUGAAAGGAGACUACUUCAGAUACCUGUCAGAGGUGGCCUCUGGGGACUCGAAGAAGGAAACGGUGGAGAACUCUCAGAAGGCCUACCAGGACGCCUUUGACAUCAGCAAGAAGGACAUGCAGCCAACACACCCCAUCCGGCUGGGCCUGGCCCUCAACUUCUCCGUCUUCUACUAUGAAAUCCUCAACUCGCCCGAGCAGGCCUGCUCUCUGGCCAAGCAGGCUUUCGACGAAGCGAUCGCCGAGCUUGACACCUUGAACGAGGAUUCAUACAAAGACAGCACGCUGAUCAUGCAGCUACUAAGGGACAACCUUACUCUGUGGACAUCAGAAAACCAGGGAGACGAGGGUGAAACCGGCGAAGCAGACAACUAGAGCGCACUUCACUGUUAUCCCAUCCCCACACUUCUCCUCUUCCUCCUCUCCCUGUAUCUCCUCCUCUUCCUCCUCUCUUCGUACACAUAAACAGCCCGUUCAUUCCCUCGUUCCCGCCUCUCCGAGCCCGGCCGCCUGACUUCCCUUCUGUAUAACCAACAGCAUGAAUAGCACCCGACCUUCACAAAUAUUACUGAGCGAACGAGGCGAGGUUAAGGACCGCGCCGCCCGUUGCCCCACCCGCCCUCUCUCCAUCAUGGCACUCCAACCCAGGCCAGCAGGCUCACACCUCUGGCUGGUUUAGUCUUAUAGCACGCAGAGAGGGUUUUUAUCCCAAACCACCAACUAAAUGAACAUCUUCCAGAGCCCGCCUUCUCCUGUUUAUACCUUCCUUGUUUAAUCUUUCUCUUCCAUCCCUCCCUCCUAACAUCUCAGUACGUUCUCUCCCUCCUCCCCUCCUGUCCUAGUGAGUUAAAGCAUUUAUAUAGUUGUCCAUUCCUUCUCUGUUUGGCUUUUCAUAGUGUACUGGCAAAGAAUGGCUGGUUUUAUUCCACUUUAAACAAAACAAAGGUUAUUAAACUGUCCGUUUAUUUUCAACAAA